Molecule: messenger RNA, 2865 nt
Organism: Symbiodinium sp. CCMP2592
Lineage: Eukaryota; Dinophyceae; Suessiales; Symbiodiniaceae
Source: the annotation of a GenBank genome assembly
AUGCUUGCAGUCUUGGUGCUCAUGACACACAUUGAUCGCUGCAGAGCCACGUCUCGCAGCGAUGCUUCGCAGAGUGCAUGUGCAUGCAUGUACUCGCGAAGAUUGCCUUCCAAGCCUUGGACAACUCACCUGUGUGAUAGAUCCUUCCAGAUGGCGUUGACAACGGAGUUGGCGACCAAAGUGGAGAAGUUGCUGGUAGCAGCCAGCGGCGGCUCGCUUGUUCGGUCGAUGGAGCAGGUGUACGGGCUCUUAGCAGAACACGGGUUGCUCUACCAGCAGAAAGUGGUGUCCAGCUUCAUAGGCGUGCAUCCAAGCAAUAGGGACGGCUGCGGCGUCUCCGCAAAGCACGUGCACGAGCUGCUGGCGGACCUGGUGCAUCUGGGGUGGAGCCCUGCCGAAUUUCGCGGCUUAUGCGUUGAAGUUUCGGAGAAGGAAAGGUCCCGGGUGUUUGCCUGGAAUCAAGAGUUGGCCCACAACUCCGAAGGGCAAGUCCCCCCCUGGGCAUCGGAGCUCCAACUGAAGUUCGCAACCCUGGCAGGGUCCCACACAAAUCAAGUUCUCAGAUGCUUCCUGGCGAAGACACCAAGUCAAUGUGCGGAAGUCGCCGAGAACGGGCGGCUGAGCCUGACCGCGCUACAGACGGCCGAUCCCGACUUCCAUCGAGCCUGCGUCGAAGGUGCUACGUGGAGGAUUGUCUCCCACCAAGUGCCGGAGCGGUUCCCAAACUUUUGCCAGCUUGCACAGGCUGCUGCCAAUGCCACUGGGCAUGUGGCAAGACAAGAAUCGGAAUUACAGCUUUGCCGCAAGAUUCACCAAGAAGUCGCACUGCAGAUGAGCCGUGGGAAAACCAAUGUCAACUACGUUGACAUAAAGGACGCCGUGCUACGCACGAAGCCCCGAAGUGCCUCAACCGUGCCCGCCCUUUUCGUUUUUACCCUCCGCUAUUCCGGAGGACAGACUGCACACCUAUUGCAGGAAACCGAAAAGUUUGUUCGAGCCCACGGCUUCCAAAGCCGCAUGCUGGGUUCGGACAUCUUCGAGGCACUCAACACGGAGAUGAAGUCCCGAGAUCCCGGAGCAUUGAUCAGGCAUAUGAUGUUACAUUUUGCUUAUGGUGCCGAGGAUGCACGGGCCCUGACCGUGAGUGAUGUGAAGAAGCUGUUGUCAGUGGGCAUAGCUAGCAAGCGUGACGAAGCCACCCGAGUGUUUGAAGACUGCAAGGCGCUUUGCAGUACACAUGCGGUCAAUGUGGCUGUCUCCCUCAAGGCGCUAGGCUACCUCCAGAUGAAUCUCAUCGCAGUUUUGCUCGACAAGAAAAAAUACAAAAAACAUGAGAACAUCCAGAAGGCAGCGCAGCAAUGUGUCGAGGAAAUCAACCAGGCAGCCCAACUCCGCCAACACAAAGACGCCAGCCGGCUGAUUUCUGCCGGCUACGAAGUUGGGAUGCAUGUGCUCAGGAAAAGUGAUAGUUCCACCGGCAACAUUAAAGGGAUGACAGCCUCCGAAGUGACACUUGACGUGGAAGGGCAUGAUGUGAAGGUGUCGGCCGAGAGCUUUUUGAAAGGGGAGUGGCGGCAAGUCAACUUGAAAGGGGAAUCGGUUGCCGUGGAGUUCGUUGGCUCGCUACCAGUGAAUUCUGUGGACUUUCAAAUCGCACAGUGCAAGGCCCGCAUCCUGGAUCGAAUGACCGCACAGGAGGCCACGGGGGCCGCCCACUAUGGCAACCUCGAGCUUUACCUCAAGCCUAGCAAGAAUGUGCAGGCAACAAAGAGGUUCGAAAAGGGUGAGCUGGUGCUGAUCCCCAGCACCCACAAGAUCGACUUGAAGCGACCCGGUUCUGCAAGCAGCGGCGCCGUCGUGGCAGGUCUCGUCGACAUCGAGGGGGAGACGUACGAAAUUGCGCUCAGCAACUGCUUGCAGCCCCAGGCAUCGAAGCCAGUACUUCACCCGUUCUGGUGCAUCAGGACGUCGACGGUUCCAGCAGAGUGCAAUCUUGAAUUGUUUCCUCGGAACCACACGAGCAAAAAGUUCAAAAUGGACAGCGAUGCCGUGUGGAACAUCCCAAUGGCCAAGAGCACCAAAGUGAUCAACGAGGGAGACAGCUUGGUGCUGUGGAAGCCUUCCACAACUCCGAGACCCGAUUUUCAAGUCAGGCAGGGCAUGUGGGCUCGCCUGGCCGUGGGUGGCAUGCUCAAGGACGGAAGCAAAUGGCUCGUGAAGACCAAGGAAGUGGACAACAUGCUGUUCGCUCAGAUAGACAAGUGGGAUCCCAAAUUCGUGCCGUUCGUGACAGGGAAAGCAGUUCAGUUGCGGAAGGAGAAGGAUCCACACCACCUGAGCAUCCCAGCCUUUGGGGACUUUCUCGAGUUUCGCCGGCAGGCUUGCGACCGCCUGUACAAUGCCAUGAUCAAAGAGGCAGCUUUGGUGGCCGGGGAUGCAGCGCCAGAGGAGAAGACGGCGCGAGAAGAGGACCUCUACGUGGCAGGGCGGGUGGUGCGCAUGCGAUGCCCAGCGAUCGCUUGCAACGGCGAGUCCAUGGAAGCGAGAGAGAUUGCCGCAGUCUGGUCCGUCAGAGACCCCGUGAUAUGGAUCGAGCUUUUGGAAGAGAACUUGCAGUACUUGGCACUGUUCAUGCGGCGAGGGCUGGUGGAUUAUCUAGCUGAUGAAGGUGCUCCGAGCCGCCGCCGAUUGAAGCUUCGAGGGGAGGCGGAAAAACAAAUGGUGAAGAAAGCGAAGAAGUCGCCCAAGAAGAAGAGUCGACGCUCUCGCAAACGCAAGGCUGCCGCAAGCCAGGAGGAUAUCACUUUUACACCUCCCCCGCCACUCCUGAUACUGGAUUUGGUCUUGUAUAGAUGUAGUUCAUAA